Trichosporon asahii var. asahii CBS 2479 is the source of this 597-nucleotide messenger RNA. RefSeq lists its product as uncharacterized. The transcript is spliced from 4 exons. Lineage: Eukaryota; Fungi; Basidiomycota; Tremellomycetes; Trichosporonales; Trichosporonaceae. The coding region runs from base 1 to 597 and encodes 198 amino acids. The record is from RefSeq and is a predicted model, not a curated record.
AUGCAGUUCGCCGAGAUCUACUUUGGCAUUGCAUUCCAGCCUAGAGACCAUGCCCGCUCACAUGUUGACACUAGCAGGCCGUCCCUUACCUGCACCGCAAAGCGGCCCGACGCUAUGCGGCCCGGAGCCACGAUUCCGAACCCAAGAUUGAUGCAGGCUGGAUUCUGCUCCAAGCCUCAGCAUGCCCACAGACAGCCCGGGCCGUGCGUGUCUGGCAUGUCUGGCGUGUCUGUUGCGUCCCAACAAAUCCGAACGGGCGACCGGUGGCCACGGAUCACGGAGCGCGAGACGUUCCGAUUCUGUGACUCCUGUGAUCCUGUGAGGUACGCAGCUAGCGCUCUAGCGUCUAGGGAAGGACAAGGGUUGUGCUCGGUGCCAGGGUUCGACAGACGAGGAGGAGGACCAGCGAGCAGAGGUGCCAGGGUGACCCCAGGCGUCGCGGCUGUGCAGUGCCCACUCUGCGCCGCUGUCUCUGAUCUGCAAGCGCCAGCAAGCUCGGCGCUAGCUGUUAGGCUGCUCGUAUUGGGCCGCUGGGACAAGCGCAAGCCUGAGGAACCUGCACGCAAUUCCGUUCCUGGUGCUGCGUAUCUGGCAUAA